CUUUCCAUUGCCUCAAAGAACAAGUAAGCAAGCAAGCAACAGGCUAGUUCGUGUGAGCUUCUUCUUCUUCCUGUCUACUCCCAGUUUAUUGGCCGUCUAGCAACUCGAUCAAAAUGUCUACAAACUCGAGAUCCAACUCGAGGGCCAACUUCUCGAACGAGAUCCACGACAUGGCGACGCCGCAGAACUCCAACAUGCCCAACAUGAUGUACUACAACGAGAGGUCGCUGGCGGACUUCUUCCCUCCUCACCUCCUCAAGAAGAUGGUGUCGGAGGUGGUGUCGACGUUCCUGCUGGUGUUCGUGACGUGCGGGGCGUCGGCGAUCAACGGCAACGACCCGUCGCGCAUAUCGCAGCUCGGGCAGUCGGUCGCCGGAGGGCUCAUCGUCACCGUCAUGAUCUACUCCGUCGGCCACAUCUCCGGCGCCCACAUGAACCCCGCCGUCACCACCGCCUUCGCCGUCUUCCGCCAUUUCCCAUGGAUUCAGGUUCCGUUCUACUGGGCGUCGCAGUUCACGGGGGCGAUCUGCGCGUCGUUCGUGCUGAAGGCGGUGCUGCACCCGAUCGAGGUGCUGGGAACCACGACGCCCGUGGGGCCGCACUGGCACUCGCUGCUCAUCGAGAUCAUCGUCACCUUCAACAUGAUGUUCGUCACCCUCGCCGUCGCCACGGACACCAGAGCGGUGGGUGAGUUGGCCGGGUUAGCUGUCGGGUCCUCCGUUUGCAUUACGUCCAUCUUCGCAGGGGCGGUGUCGGGCGGAUCGAUGAACCCGGCUCGGACGCUGGGGCCGGCGUUGGCGAGCAACCGCUACACGGGGCUGUGGCUCUAUUUCUUGGGCCCGAUCCUAGGCACACUGUCGGGCGCCUGGACCUACACCUUCAUCCGCUUCGAGGACUCCCCCAAGGACGCCCCCCAGAAGCUCUCCUCCUUCAAGCUCCGACGCCUCCAGAGCCAAUCCGUCGCCGCCGAAGACGACGACGUCCUCGACCACAUCCCCGUCUGAUCAUCCUAUCUCAGCGUGUUGUUGCCUUGAUCACUAGCUAUGUGUCUCUGUGUGAUCACCUUGUACCGGUUUGAUGAUGGAUUCAAUGACGGGGGAGUGUGUGCGUGCUUCGCGUGUGUGGCGGUAGAUCAAUUGCUCGCUCUGUUUGAUGUGCGAAAACAUGGAGCCGGGGCGUGAUUUUGAGGGCGCACGUGUGCAUUAGUCUGCUGUCUGUCAUACGCGCUCGUGCGUGCGUGCCAAUCAAGUGUACCUCUCCUGCUGUUGCAGUACAUAAAACAUCUUUGUGGCGUUUCAUACA
Molecule: messenger RNA, 1302 nt
Organism: Brachypodium distachyon (stiff brome)
Lineage: Eukaryota; Viridiplantae; Streptophyta; Magnoliopsida; Poales; Poaceae
Product: aquaporin NIP2-1
Exons: 5
Coding region: 114-1004 (296 amino acids)
Biological process (GO): transmembrane transport
Cellular component (GO): membrane
Molecular function (GO): channel activity
Source: RefSeq, a predicted model, not a curated record